AUGAGGCUACUAAAUCCUACCCUUUGCUUCCUAUCAUUUCUUUUUCUAAUUUUAGUGCAAAGACCCACCUCUGCCUCCAAAAAGUCAUAUGUGGUGUACUUAGGAGCUCACUCACAUGGCGAAGAAAUCUCUUUGAUUGAUCAAAAUCUUGUAACAGACUCUCACUAUGAUUUUCUUGGAUCAUUUUUGGGAAGUCGAGACUUGGCGCAAGAUUCCAUAUUUUACUCAUACACAAGGCAUAUUAAUGGCUUUGCUGCAACUAUAGAUGAUGGAAUAGCAGAAGAAAUAGCUAAGCAUCCAAAAGUAGUCUCAAUCUUCUUGAACAAAGGAAAAAAGUUGCAUACAACUCACUCAUGGAACUUCCUUGGCCUCGAGCAAAACGGCGUAGUUCCUUCCAACUCAAUUUGGAAGAAAGCAAGAUUUGGUGAAGAUACAAUUAUUGGAAAUCUUGAUACUGGUGUUUGGCCUGAAUCGAAAAGCUUCAGUGAUGAAGGGUUGGGACCGAUUCCAUCAAAGUGGAAAGGAACAUGUCAAAAUGGCUCAGAUCCUGGUUUCUACUGCAACAGGAAGCUUAUUGGUGCUAGAUACUUCAACAAAGGGUAUGCAACCGUUGCUGGUCCUCUCAACUCUAGCUAUGAUUCGCCCCGCGAUAAAGAAGGUCAUGGAUCACAUACACUAUCCACAGCAGGUGGUAAUUUUGUAUCAGAUGCAAGUGUUUUUGGAUUUGGCGAGGGAGUAGCAAAAGGUGGGGCGCCUAAAGCUCGAGUAGCGGCUUACAAGGUCUGCUAUCCUCCAAUUGGUGGAAACGAGUGCUUUGAUGCUGAUAUAUUAGCAGCAUUUGAUAGUGCAAUAAACGAUGGAGUUGAUGUGCUUUCUGUUUCACUAGGAGCAGACAAUACAGCUUUCUUUAACGAUAGUGUUGCAAUUGGUUCUUUUCAUGCUGUUAAAAAUGGAAUUGUGGUGAUUUGCUCUGCUGGUAAUUCUGGUCCUGCUGAAGCUACUGUCUCCAAUCUUGCACCUUGGCAGAUAACAGUUGGAGCCAGUACUAUGGAUAGAGAGUUCCCUAGUUAUGUUGUUCUUGGCAACAAUAUGACCUAUAAGGGAGAAAGUUUAUCAGCAAAAGCCUUGCCAAAGAAUAAGUUCUUUCGAAUUAUAAGCGCUGCGGAAGCUAGAGCAGCUAACGCAUCAGCUCAAGACGCCCUCCUGUGCAAAGCUGGAGCACUUGAUCCAAAAAAAGCCAAGGGAAAGAUUUUGGUCUGCCUUCGAGGCUCAAAUGCAAGAGUGGAGAAAGGCGAGCAAGCUGCAUUGGCAGGUGCUGUAGCCAUGGUUCUUGCAAAUGACAAAGAUUCCGAAAACGAAAUCCUCGCUGAUCCUCACGUACUUCCUGCUUCGCAUGUCAAUUACAUUAAUGGUGUUGCUAUCUUCAAUUACAUUAACAAUACCAAGUCUUCUGUUGGUUACAUCACACGUCCAAAAACACAAGUAGGCACAAAGCCAGCUCCUAUUAUGGCUGCAUUUUCAUCAAAAGGACCGAACACCAUUGCUCCUGAAAUCCUCAAGCCUGAUAUAACAGCACCAGGAGUUAGCGUCAUAGCUGCAUACACAAAAGCAGAAGGACCAACAAAUGAAGACUUUGACAUGCGGCGAGUUCAAUUUAACUCAAUGUCAGGUACUUCAAUGUCAUGCCCUCAUGUUUCAGGAAUUGCUGCGCUUCUUAAAACUCUGCAUCCAAAUUGGAGUCCUGCUGCUAUUAAAUCAGCGGUUAUGACUACUGCAACUACGCUCGAUAAUAGUAAAGAGGAAAUUCUUAAUGCAUCACACUCCAAGGCAACUCCAUUUAGCUACGGAGCAGGACAUAUUAGACCAAAUGAAGCUAUGGAUCCAGGCCUAAUUUAUGACCUGAGUGUUAAUGAUUACUUAAAUUUUCUAUGCACUUUAGGGUAUAGUGAGGCACAAAUUUUAUCAUUCUCACAGACCUCCUUUAAAUGCCCUAAAAAGCCUGUUAGUCUUGCCAACUUCAAUUAUCCUUCAAUUACCAUCCCAAAAUUCUCUGGCUCCAUUACUGUCACUCGAAAAGUUAAAAAUGUUGGUGUCAGUCCAAGCAUUUAUCAAGCUCAUAUCAAAAAACCAAGUGGGUUUUCCAUUUCUGUUGAGCCGAAGGUGUUGAAGUUCAAGAAAAUUGGUGAAGAAAAAAGUUUCAGAGUUACCCUGAAAAGUAAAAAAUCUUAUGCCAUUAAGGACUAUGUAUUUGGAGAGUUGGUUUGGUCAGAUAGCAACAAGUACUAUGUCAGAAGUCCUAUUGUGGUGAAGUGGUAA
This is a messenger RNA of Jatropha curcas, 2316 nucleotides long. RefSeq names its product Subtilisin-like serine endopeptidase family protein (gene AIR3). The record is from RefSeq and is a predicted model, not a curated record. Gene Ontology annotation, molecular function: serine-type endopeptidase activity. Lineage: Eukaryota; Viridiplantae; Streptophyta; Magnoliopsida; Malpighiales; Euphorbiaceae. Gene Ontology annotation, biological process: proteolysis.